Molecule: messenger RNA, 1865 nt
Organism: Drosophila ananassae
Lineage: Eukaryota; Metazoa; Arthropoda; Insecta; Diptera; Drosophilidae
Gene: Tpl94D
Exons: 2
Coding region: 160-780 (206 amino acids)
Source: RefSeq, a predicted model, not a curated record
GUAUUUUCAAAUAGAAAGCAACCCAUUCGUUACAAUUUAGGAAAUCAAACACGUUUCACUUUUGAUACAGUAUUUUGAUAAAUCGUUAGCAGAUUAAGUUGUAAUAAAUAUAUAAAAAAUUCUAGAAUAAUAUAAAAGUCGAAAUUUAAAGUUUUCGUCAUGGGCAAUAUUCUCGGAGAAGUGAACCGCCCCUCGGAUUCUGUGAAGGCGUACCGAAAUUUUUUGCGUCUUUACAGCCGACAGCAUGCAGAAAUGCAUCCUAAUGAUGCUGCUAAUGUUGCGAUCCGUCUUUGGGGAACCCUUACACCGAGUGAGAAACAACGAUACGAGGAGUUGGAUUGGGAUGUGAUCGAAAAUGCUACUAAAGUAGAGGGGAAAUCCAAAAAUUCAGAGAAGAAGAAGUCAAGUCUUGCAGCGAGGAAGUCGCCGAAAAAGAAGUCACACCUCCGAAAGAAAGCCGGAAAGCCAAAGACAAGUCUGAGCUCAAAGUCCAGGGCAAUGUCAAAGGCCAAGCCAAAUCCAUGUGUAAAAACAAAAGCGAAAGCUAAAGCGACGCCUUGUAAAACCCGCCGAGUGCAGGCGAAGAAGACGUCCACCAGGCAGGAUACACAACGGGCCAAUAAGCUCGCCUUCGUCAACUUUAUUAAAAAAUUCCGAGAGGCCACCUGUCUACCUAAUAAAAAGGGAAGAAUGGAUUCUCUUAAGAAGGCUGCAAAAGCGUGGUGCAAUCUCCGCGAAAGUCAGCGCAGGAAAUUCUACACUAUGCCCAGGAUAGAAUAGAACCUAGGAUGCCUUGGAUAAACUAGGCUAAUCAGAGCAUACAUGGCUGUCCGUCACGAGAAAUUCCCAUUCGGCAUUAAGCUUAGUCAACCGCUUACACAAUAGCAAGAGUUCUGCAAAACCCCUGAAUCACACUAACAAAAAAAAACUAAAACACAUGUAGCAUUGUCGCCAAAGCUACACGCAAGUCCAGGCCAACACGAAAGCCGAAGUCCGAAGCAACAGUAAACACACAACUAACAAAAAUAAACAAAAACAAGACCAGAGAGAAAGAGUCACUGAAAUAGAAAAGCCAACACGACAAUCAUUCACAUUUAAAUUAACAUUUCCCGCCGCCGAUUAUCCUAAUUGGGAGCUGGCCUCGUCCUGGCUGCAGAUUUGGAGCAGUUCUGCCGGUGCCAGUCCUCUGUGGUUCUACUCGUCACUCAUCAGCCGACAUUCGUCACCCACUCGCACGGAGCACCAGCACCAGGGACAUGAGUGCCGGCACGCGAAUCGGCUGAAAAAUGGAUUUAAUGCGACGCAAAACAAGCGCGGGCUCAUAAAAAUGAAAUGGAAAUUAAUCAAAUUAGCAUUUUGUACAAAUAGCAAAGCAUUAGCCAGGCCUAAGGCAGCAAUUUGUAAUGCCCGCAAGCUGGCGGGGGAAUUGAAAAGUCUCGGAGCCGAAAGCAGAAGACAUGCAAGCAGUCGUACCACGCCAAAAAGUGAUUGCAUAAUUACACAGGAAGCGAUGGCUCCUCCAUUUCCCAAGGAUCAGAAGAAGCAUGUUCCAUGGAGGCAGGCGAAGCAUCCUCAAAUGAAAAUUAAAACUAAUGACGAGUGCCGAAAGAAGAUAUCCCGAGUAGUCAAUUAGGCUUUCCACGCCGGGCUAAGCACUUUUGGGCUGCAAAAAUGAAGCGAACGAAGACGGCCUAGUACCAUGUCCGGCAUGUGGGGCUCGUUUUGCCCAUAUUUUCUGCUCCUCUGCUACGUUAAAGACCAACGUUCGUGUUUAACUACUGCGACUUUAUUGCAACACAAUGGUAUUUUAAGUGCAAACAAUAAAAAUGAUUUAUUGCCCAGGUACGGGGGCCCAACUCUCCAAA